Episyrphus balteatus (marmalade hoverfly) is the source of this 1630-nucleotide messenger RNA. Its product is annotated as UDP-glucosyltransferase 2-like. The transcript has 3 exons. NCBI's taxonomy places the organism in Eukaryota, Metazoa, Arthropoda, Insecta, Diptera, Syrphidae. Gene Ontology annotation, molecular function: UDP-glycosyltransferase activity. The record is from RefSeq and is a predicted model, not a curated record. The coding region runs from base 31 to 1590 and encodes 519 amino acids.
UUUCUCAAGCCGAACGGUAGUGAUGCCAACAUGUCGUUCGCAAUAAAAUUAGUAUUUUCGAGUUUCUUAGUGAUAGCUUCUCUCACUGUAGCUUGUGAUGGAGCACGUAUUCUUGGUUUCUUUCCAACCACUUCCAAAAGCCAUCUAAUCAUUCAUAGUGCCGUUGCUAAAGCUAUUGCCGAACAAGGUCAUGACGUCACAGUGGUCUCAACUCACAAAUCGAUUCAAAAAAAUCCCCCCUUCCGCUACAUUCAACUCGAUAUCGAUGGAUUUUCUGCUAGUAAAUUGUCAGAAAUGGUUGUUAAUCCGCCGCCAUUUUAUAAAAAAAUGCAUGUCAUGCUGACGACAUUUAAUGGCUAUGCGAACUCAAGUUUAAAUCAUCCAGAAGUGAAAAAGCUGAUGGCUGAAGAAUCCUUCGAUUUGGUAAUUUUAGGAUACUUUUUCAAUGAUUUUCUUUUGGGACUUGGGGCACAUUUUAAAUGUCCCGUUGUGUUGUCAUUUAUGAUCAACACCGUUCCAGCUGUAAAUGGGUACGUUGGUAAUCCUAAUGAAGUGUCUUAUGUUCCGAGUACAUUGGCGGGAGGUAAACAACCGAUGGGAUUUUUCCAAAGAGUUAUCAACUUUUUAUUUGUAAAUGUUGGGGAGCGAUUGCUUGUAAGCAAUUUGCAUUAUUGGUACCAGGAGGAUUUGUACAGAGAGAAUUUCCCUGCUGAUAAGUAUCCAUCAUUCGAUGAAAUAAAGAAGAAUGUUUCUUUAGUUCUGGCAAACAGUCAUUUUAGUCAAGGAACGAUUCGUCCAGAUGUUCCUGCUUUAGUCGAGAUUGGUGGAAUUCAGAUCAAGGAGAAGCCAGAUCCUUUGCCAGAGGAUAUCAAAUCAAUUAUGGACAAUGCAACCGAACAUGGAGUUGUUUAUUUCAGUCUUGGAUCAAAUGUUCAAGGAAGCACUUUAGAUCCUGUCAAAUUACAAGCCUUAUUCAAUGUUCUCUCGCAACUACCACAAACCGUUCUGUGGAAAUGGGGUGAUUCUGUUCUUCCAGGAGAAUCUCCAAAUAUUGUCUACAAGAAUUGGUUGCCCCAGGAUGAUAUCCUUCCUCAUCCAAAUGUAAAACUUUUCAUCACUCACGGUGGUGGUGGUAGUGUUGUUGAGUCAUCUUUUCAUGGAGUGCCAAUGGUUGGUAUUCCAAUAUUCGGUGAUCAAAGUUCAAAUAUGGAAGGUGUUGUUAAACAAAGAUUUGGAUUGUCAAUUGAUUACUCAGAUCUUACUGAAGAAGGAUUAAGAAAAGCUGUCAACGAAGUUAUGUCAAAUAAAAUGUACCGGGAUAAUGUUCAAAGGUUCUCCAAGCUCUACAAAGAUCGACCAAUGACAUCCAGGCAAACAGCUGUAUUUUGGUUGGAAUAUGUUCUUCGGCAUCAUGGAGCUCCUCAUAUGCAAAGUCCUGCAGUGCAUAUGAAUUUUUUCCAACUGGCUUCACUUGAUGUUAUUGGAUUUUUAUUAGCUUGUUUUUAUGUUGUUUAUAGAGUAAUCAAGUACAUAUUUUUGUUAGUUAAAUCGAAGGUUUGGAAAGCGAAGACAAAGAGUAAAAACGAAUAAAGAAAAUAAAUGCAAAUAUUUUCAUAUUGCAGUUGUGAAA